Sycon ciliatum is the source of this 2044-nucleotide messenger RNA. RefSeq lists its product as uncharacterized. The record is from RefSeq and is a predicted model, not a curated record. NCBI's taxonomy places the organism in Eukaryota, Metazoa, Porifera, Calcarea, Leucosolenida, Sycettidae. The transcript has 9 exons. The coding region runs from base 69 to 1748 and encodes 559 amino acids.
UCGUCCUUCUUGUUCUAGAGGUAGGUUAGACAUUCUGUGCCCAGUUAUAGGCAGGGAUAGCAAAGUGCAUGGAUAUAUUACUAGGGAAAAUAUUCUACACGGAAAGUUUACCAGUUAUCAUUUCUCCAGAGAUACACGUAGACCAGGACUACAAGAAAGAGAGCGUCGAGCAGAACAAGCAAAAGCCUCGCGCGCCGGCUGAGCCGCUCAGAGUCGAGCGGCACCGCAUUCGCAUGGACGAAGCUAUGGGCGACAGGCGUUGCAAACGACAGAGCCAGUGGAGCAGGAGACAGAAUGAUUGGAGCGGACCUGGAAGCGGAGGCGGUGGAAGUGCGUGCCUACGACAGGGAACUGCUAUACUGGCGUGGGCCGCAGCAGCAUCACUGGUCAUGCUCGGCAUUGUUACUCCCAGUACUGCCACCAUACACCUGGCCAAUCUAACCCUACCAGCAGGCCACUCCGUAAAAGCCUUGGUCCACGUGCCAAAGGAUCGCUACGGCUAUACGUUUCUGGAUUGCAAGCCAUGUGAUGUCGGCUUCGAGUACGAUACGCCAUGCAAUGGCUCGCAGCAGCAGACGUGCAAGCCGUGCGAUCCAGGAUUCGUGCAGGAGUUUGUCACGGUCAACGUGAAAUGCGUGCCUUGCCGACAGGCACUGCCUCCUAUUGGUGGGUGCCCAAAGGAUCACAAGUGGUGGAACUGCACUGGGACACGCCAGGCCCAAUGUAUACACACACUAUGUGACGAUGGAUUCUACGCACCUAAUGAUACGUCCCUCCAGGGAUUCCAUAAGUCGAUCUGUACCAAGUGCAGCGCUCCGUGCCAAGCCAGGGGUCUUUACCAGGUUGGGGACUGCAUUUACGAAGACUAUAAAUGCUCAUACUUCCCGGUGCAAAAUCUGGCAAGGACUUCAGAGCCAGGACGUUCUUCAUAUCCUUCAGCCAGCGUCACUUCACAUGCAAGUCCAUCAGUGCCGCCGGUUACUACGACAACAAGCGAAGAAGUUGUAUCUACUAACGCUACCAUGUCCACUCCACCUCAACCGCCCUGUACUCCUCUUCACGGUUGGACUAAAGAAAAUUCCGCAAGCAGCUCUUCUGAACAUGUGCCAUCUGAAGCUGCCGUUAACAACGAGCACUCCUGGACACCAACCGAGAAAGCGCUAACUGCUGUUUGCUGCACCAUGGCCACAGUGAUUGUGGGUCUCGUUAUUUUUAUUAUCGCACAGUGGCGGACGAACAAGAAGAAGAAGGAUGGAAGGCAAACAGGACAAGCUGACGAACUCGAAGGAACUGUGCCCAGUGCGCAGUCAGUGUCGCAGUCAAUGUUCCGAGAAACCCUGGAAGCGGGCAAUAUCCAGGAACUCGGAGCUCAGUACCAGGAAGGUACAACAGCACAAGAGGAUUUCCCACGGGAAGAGACCCAGGCAGCUGGUGAUCUGCCAGGUCCAGCCAUUAAUCGAAGAACAAACACCAGGAUGAAUACGGGCGUCCCAUCACAGCCUCACCACCCUAGCUCUGCAAGGGUGGUGGUACCUGUGUACGAGAGCGACAUACCUACCUCGUCUGGUGAGAUGACGACUGACAGUGAAGCAGACCGUGCAAGUGAAACACCGGACGACGACCCUCUGCCUCGGGAUAGCCCUGUGCCGGGGCUCCGGUCAUACCAGGGAGAUGCCCAGGGAGCCACAACUCUAACCGGUGCUAGGACCGCGCCACAAAAUGUUCCAAUCCAGAAUACAGCUGUAUAGAGCGCUGCUGUGCCCAAAGUUAGGGCAACUUAACAUUCAUUUCAUUAGGCAAUACUGUACGGAAUAUUCUAGCACAGAUUUAUCUUGGUGUGAUGAUGUCAUGUGUUACCCAGGCAGACCCCACUGAAUAGUUUUUCAUCGGGUACAAUUUACUCAAUCAUAGGGUUUAACCAGUAUAACCAAUAGUCAUGGGCAAUAGUAUUGGUAAUGAUUGUUACCAAAAUAUUUUUUAUUUGAAUCGCAAUGAAGAGACCAUUUUUUUUAAAGUUUGGAGUAGCGAUGUGACGUUUUCUAAA